AUGUCUUCCGCAUUCCGAGAAUCGUCGCUGUCAGCCAGCCUCAACCGCCAGUCAUUGGCGGCGACUCCGUCGGUCGCAGAGACGCUGCCAAAUGCGAACUUUGGCUUCGAAGAGCUCCGCGAUCGUAUGACCAAAUUCACUUCGAAAUUCGACACGUUUAUCGAGCAAGGCAGAAAGCGCGUGCUGGAGGAGAGAAAUCAAUUCCGCAUGAACGUGGCAGAACUUCAAGAGGACCAACGCAUGAAGAAGAAGGAUAUUGAGAUUCUCCAACUCAAGACCAGCACACACCAACAGACGGUCGCCAAAGAAAAGGCAGAAACCCGCGAAAUGCAAGCAGCCAUCGCACAACUAUCAGAAGAACGCGACAAGCACAUUGCGACACGAGACGCCCUCAAGAAGCAGAUAGAGGAGACACAGCGAGAGAUUGACGCCAGGCUGGCGGCACAGCGGGCACACACGAAGCAGCUCGAAGCGCAGUCGCGGUUCAACGUACCCGAGCUCGAGUUCUGGCAGCAGAAUCUGGGACUGCGCAUUGAAGGCGCAGGGCAGGACGACCGGCUCAAGUUUGUCUAUACGUACGUCGACGACCAGGACUGGGAGAGAGAGGCGUGGUUCGAGCUUAAUACGUCGAGCCGGGACUACGACAUUCGGCACUGCCGACCCAAGCUGGAGCGCGAGCGGGUGGAGCGGGUGCUGGACCAGCUUAACGAGACGAGAGAGCUGGCGGUGCUGCUCAAGGGUAUGCGAGAGCUGUUCGUCGAGGCGAUGAAGAAUUAG
Messenger RNA from Colletotrichum higginsianum IMI 349063, 777 nucleotides. Its product is annotated as Kinetochore protein spc-25. The record is from RefSeq and is a predicted model, not a curated record. Lineage: Eukaryota; Fungi; Ascomycota; Sordariomycetes; Glomerellales; Glomerellaceae. Gene Ontology annotation, biological process: chromosome segregation. Gene Ontology annotation, cellular component: Ndc80 complex. The transcript has 2 exons. Bases 1 to 777 code for a protein of 258 amino acids.